Theileria orientalis strain Shintoku is the source of this 981-nucleotide messenger RNA. RefSeq names its product splicing factor 3b subunit 4. Lineage: Eukaryota; Apicomplexa; Aconoidasida; Piroplasmida; Theileriidae. Bases 1 to 981 code for a protein of 326 amino acids. The transcript has 7 exons. Gene Ontology annotation, cellular component: nucleolus; U12-type spliceosomal complex. The record is from RefSeq and is a predicted model, not a curated record. Gene Ontology annotation, molecular function: RNA binding. Gene Ontology annotation, biological process: positive regulation of mRNA splicing, via spliceosome.
AUGACUUCAAGAGUGUUAGAUAUUCUUUCACUGUACGAUCGCAACCAGGAAGCAACAUUAUACAUAGGUAAUCUUGAUAUUCAAGCAGAUGAGGAGCUCCUGUGGGAAUUCUUUAUGCAAGCGGGAAGAGUGAGGAGUAUAAACAUCCCGAGGGACAAAGUAACAGGCCAGCACCAAGGCUUCGGAUUCGUGGAAUAUGAAACUGAAACGGACGCAGAUUACGCGUUGAGAAUUUUAAAUUUUAUUAAGUUGUACCAUAAGCCGCUAAGACUCAACAAAGCAUCGAAAGAUAAGGAAAACACAGAGAUUGGAGCCAAUUUGUUUAUCGGAAACAUAGACGACGAAGUCGAUGAAAAGCUACUUCAUGAUACUUUUUCGGCCUUUGGAACCGUAGUGUUUACAAAGAUUGUGAGGGACGAAGCGAAUUCUGGAAGGUCGUACGCAUUCGUGUCAUUUGACAAUUUCGAGUCCAGUGAUGCAGCAUUGGCGUCAAUGAAUGGCCAGUUCCUGUGCAACAAGCCGAUCCAUGUGUCGUACGCAUAUAAGAAGGACACGAAGGGGGAGAGACACGGAAGUGCCGCAGAAAGACUAAUAGCGGCCAACAGACCCAGCGACUUCAAGAGCGGGCCGCCAGUAUCAAACCCGCCUCCAAUGCCAAUGGCAAACACGUUCAUGCCGCCACCGAUGCAUCCACUGAUGGGUAAGCCUCUAUUAAUUUUAACUGACACUGAGGACGAUAAAUACCUUUUAGGUCCGCCUCCAAUGAUGCCGCCAAUGCCGCCACCAAACAUGAUGAACGCACAGAUGAACCCAGGGAUGUUUCCGCCACCAAACAUGAUGAACGCACCGAUGAACCCAGGGAUGUUGCCGCAACCUAACAUGGGCGCCUUGCCAGUGGGAAUGCCUCCACUCCCUGUGCCCAACGCAGUCCCAGUUAUACCUCAGAACAUGCCGCCGCCACCGAUGUUUAACAUGAAGUAA